ACAACAAAACAAACCAAUUCGCUACCGGCUUUUCUUUUGCACUUAUUUACCUAUUUUUCGUGCUGAAACACAACGUCAAACGGAAAAUAGCAACCAACUGACCUACAACACCCUUAAGCUUUUGCAUGAAAUGAGCUAGCACGCAUCGCUAGAAGUAAAGCGGUAAACAAAGGAAAACACCAUGGAGGACUUCGCCAGCAUAAAGUCCCACAGUUCGGUGGUCAAGUUGGCCUCCUGCCUGGAGAAGAUCUAUACGAAAGUGGUGGACAGCCGGGAGAAGCAGGUUCCUGAGCACCAGAUCAAGGAAAUUGAGUUCCUCAAGACGCAAUGCAAGCACGACCACAUGCAACUCAGCCUGAUGAGCUGUCAGACGCUGGUGCGCCUUGUGGAGGAAGGCGUCAUAGAGGCCAACGGGGUGCAGAAUAGCUUGCUCUCUAUGCUGGCGAAUGCGGGUCCUAUGCAUUUUGCCAUCAUCACAGAGAGCAUUCUGGGCUUACAACUCCUAAACUUGAAACGAAAGACAUCGACACUCAAGAAUCAGGAGUCUUACCAGUGUUCUUAUGGGCUGAAAACACAGCAGCAUCCACUGAUCUCACUGCUUCAGCAUUCAAGUGCCAACAUGCAUGAUGUGGCAAACAAGAUAAUUGGCAUCUGUCAGCACCACGAUAAAGGCAUACGGGACUUCAGCAUAGAGUUCUUAAGACCAGUGUUCCUUUACAUACUCUGCAAUCCCCAAACUCUGCACGAUGUGAAGCCAAUUUGGACUUGUCUACUUAAUCUUAGUGGUAGUCAACCGGAGGCGCGUGCUUUGAUGCAAGAACUGCUUGCAUGGAGCAAGUUCAACAACGCCAGCACUUGCCUGUCUACCAGCAUCCUGGUCAUUGAAGCCAUUGAUCAUUUUCUGCAGCGAGAGGAUCACGCACAGUCUAUUGACUUGGGAAUCUAUCAAGCCUGUCUUAUUAAACAGCUUGCCAAUUACGGAAUCGAUCCGCGUCCUAGUCUGCAGUGCUUGCUCCGAGUGCUCCAUGCCACGCGGGAACACACAAAGGAUCACUACCACGUACUCUUAGUGCUUCUUGCUGAAGUUUUGCACGUGCUGUCUCCCUUUUAUCUGGCUGAUCUGCUGCGCAUUAUCGUUUUCGUGGUGGUACAGGAGCGCUGUGGCCAUGAAUACAUUCUGAACAUGUGUCUGGACGGAAUUAUUCAGUGGAUGUCUCAGACUGCAUUCAUACCCGCAGAAGGCUUGGCUUUGGCUGACCAGGUAGUGCAAAAAGUACUGGAUACUAAGAAAACGGAUCAGGAUGCUGAGAUUAUCUCCACCAAGCUAUUAAAGCCCGCUCAUAUGCGAAACUAUCACCCGGACAUAGCGAUCGCCUUCGACUUGGCCACUUUAGUAGAAUCUUUCGACGCCUCCGAUAACCAGGAUGUGUUUGCUUUUGUGGACGCCCUAAAUGUCAAGGCCAAUACGGCAUUUUGCCAGCGCCUGCACCUUUUUUUGCGUGCGCUAUUCUUAUCGAAAAAACCACCUGUAGAUUGCUGGUUUAAAAUCUACGAAGUGAUCUUGCAAAUCAUUAAAGUGAACGAAGGUAUUGCCUAUGAUUUCCUAAUGACAUACAUCUUUAAGCUGGCCAACGAAAACAACCCGGAGUUGCAACUAGAACUGCUUAGAGGAUUGGCCAGCUUUGCCGUGUCCAAGGACAAUGUACCAAUGAUACUUAAUACUAUAAGGAGUCUUUCCUCCGAGAAUGGAACAUUUUGCGUAGACUUGUAUUUGCGUCUGUGGCGAGUGGAGACGCGAACUUAUCCCUUCCUGUUGAAGCAGAUUGCCCAGCCACUGCCGGAUAACGACAAACGCUGGGAGUUGCAGAUAGCCCGCACUCAUGCCAUGCGGGAAAUCUGUCAGGAAAAACCCACUUUACAUGGCUCGGAGUUGCUACCGCAUCUUAGCAAUACCCUCAACAAUUCCUUCGAUGAGGCUGGGGAUCUGGCCACUUCCUUGGCACUUGAUGCCAUAUACGCUUUGUGUGAUAGUCACACCGUGAACAUUGCAUCCACUUGGCAGGCAUUGGGCAGUAAAUUCCGUAAUGAGCAGCGUCCCCAGACGCUUAAAUCGCUGUACAAGCUCUUUGGGUUGGUCCCACUACUGCAGACUCCAACACUGGAAUAUGAGAAGUUAGCGGAUGAUGCCCUGGAGCAAUUGUGGCAGGCUAUUAGCCGACCGGGCACGGAUGCUGGUCAGGUGCGGAAUGCCCUGGUUGCUCUCAAAAACUACGAGCCGGGAGUUACUUUAAACCUACGCCACAUUCCAGCACAAUUCCGCUUCGAAAUCGUAGGAGGUGGAGUAGGAGUCCCCGGUGGCCGGGAAGUUUUGGAUCUGCAGCAGGAGACAGUGCCCGGCGAGGUUUGGGUGCAGCUACUGCAGAAGAUACGCCCGGAGUGCGGAGAUGCUGCUGCGGAUUUGAUUUCCCAUUACAUAGGAAGCGAGAUUGACAGUUUCCGCAGUGGAGUCUACCGCCUGCCCGAAGGCAAACCGGAGCCUCGAAAAUUGGUUGGUUUGUUUGCCACCAGUCCUCUGCGAGCAGUCACAAAUUAUCUCGUGAGCCAAGCGCGCUUUGGAGAUUAUGUCCCUGAACCAUAUGCUGUGACCUUCGCGCUGCGGUCGCUGUCCAAAAAGUUUUCGAAACCCAUCCCGCCUCUGGACUGGAGCUGCCUAACUAGCUUUUUUCAUCUCUCUUUCGAUGCACGUAAAUAUUGCAUCAUGAUAGCAAAGAACCAGGCAGUUAACUCGGGAACUGCGAAGCGUCUGCUGGAAAACUUUCUUGUUGACUUUGAGCCCAACUGCUUUGAGGAGGAUCUUCUGCUACUUUUCUCAUUGCUGACGGAGAUUGCGAACAGCGUGAGCCUGCAAAUUCUGAAGAACUUUGCCGAAAAGGUUGCAGUAUACUGCUUUAAGGAGUCGCAGCUUAAUGACUUUGCAGAGGGAUGCUUGUUUGAAAAGUUCUUGGAAAGCGUAAAGUACAUAUUUACUGAAAAAUGCGACACACCUGAGGUAUUGGAUGUUUUCACGCUGAUUGUGGAGCGAUACAUGGACUCGAUGAAUCUGGAUUCAAGACUCUUCGAACGUUAUACAGAAGUGGUGUCCACUCUGCAUCCAAAUGCCAUAGAUGGGCUUACGACGCCAGCCAAUUGGUGGGAGACACCAGUGGGCAAGUUAAAAAAGGCAACUAUCAUUCGAUGUUAUUUGGUAUUGUACAACGAGAAGCUACCAAAUCCUCUGAAGUGGUUGACUCCCAUCAUCGAUGCCUAUGAGAAACGGGUGGAGGAGAGGACUUUCUUUUAUCGCCACUUAUCAGCCACACUGUAUGCUUUUGGCAGCGAUGAACACUCCUGCAACUGGAUAUCGGAAAUGUUCCUGGAGAUCCAAAUGCUGCUGGCAGAGGCAUCCAACAAGGAGAAGGUAAACAGGGCGCUGUACCUGCUGGACAUCUUUAUCCUAGCCGUGGAUGUGCUCUCUGGCUGUGCUGUGCUGUUGGGCAGCGUAGAUGUGGUGGCCACGGAUGAAAAACAGCGACUGUCGCUAUUCCCUGAGAGCUUGCAGUACUUGUGCGAUCACAUCUUUUGGAAGGAUCAGGAGGCUAAGAUCUACGAGUUCCUCUUCAAUCUGUACAAGCACCCGUCCAUGCCAUAUUCCUAUGCCGAUGUCUUCAGGGAUGCUAUUAUUUGCUCCCGAAAUAAGUCUUAUUUUGAUAACAAGGGGGUCUGGACCAAAUACGUAGGACUACGUAAAUAAACACGACGAACACUCACCGCAUUUAAACCCUCUCUGCCCACGCCUGAAGUGCACUUGAAUGGUUAAACCCAACCGCCUACCGUCAAUGUUAGUCAAUUUUUGAUAGCAAACGCGUUCUUUGUUAAAUGUAUGUGUUUAAAGUUUAAAAAUUAACGACAUUAAAAGCAUUUUUGCGCGCAA
This is a messenger RNA of Drosophila eugracilis, 3970 nucleotides long. RefSeq names its product focadhesin. Gene Ontology annotation, biological process: regulation of post-transcriptional gene silencing. The transcript is spliced from 8 exons. Lineage: Eukaryota; Metazoa; Arthropoda; Insecta; Diptera; Drosophilidae. The coding region runs from base 182 to 3790 and encodes 1202 amino acids. The record is from RefSeq and is a predicted model, not a curated record.